This is a messenger RNA of Gaeumannomyces tritici R3-111a-1, 5153 nucleotides long. RefSeq names its product lysophospholipase NTE1. The transcript has 3 exons. The record is from RefSeq and is a predicted model, not a curated record. The coding region runs from base 450 to 4943 and encodes 1497 amino acids. Gene Ontology annotation, molecular function: phosphatidylcholine lysophospholipase A1 activity. NCBI's taxonomy places the organism in Eukaryota, Fungi, Ascomycota, Sordariomycetes, Magnaporthales, Magnaporthaceae. Gene Ontology annotation, biological process: lipid metabolic process. Gene Ontology annotation, cellular component: endoplasmic reticulum.
UGCCCUCGGCUCGAGCCAGUUCGUGGGCCGGAGCUUUUUCUACGCGUGCUCCACCCCAUGACCGCAAACUCUUCGUUCCACAGCUUUCUCCUUUUAAGCUUUCCUUGCUCACCCUCCAUCCUCCUUCUUCCCGUCCCUCCUCAGGAUGAUAGCCUGAACGCCUGGCUCUCCUGCGCAGCGCACCGGCGACAGUGCGGAAUCCAUGGCCGGCAUCAGGCUUGAACCCUGCAACCCCAACGCCAUCCGGCUGCAGGACGGCGACAUCCCAAGCUCUGGUUGGCCGUCGAUCAGGCUGGUGAGCUAUUGCGCCAUGCCCGGCUUCUGAUCGCGGGUGACCUUGUCCGAGUGUUCAGCAAAGAGCCGGCAAAACCCAUCUCCGCUCCCGAGGCACGUCCUUGCCUUUUGCGUCGAGAAAGCUUGCUCCUUUGGAGGCCCCUCCUGCCGGAACCAUGGGGAACGCAACGGAACUCGUGUCGGCCUCGGCCAUGGCUGCCGAACAGCAGACGUCGGGGUCCUGGCUCGGCGUGUUCGGGAGCAUCACGCUGGCUGUCUUUCAGCUACUAUCGUCUAUCCUGUAUUGGGCGCUCAGGGUCACCACCUUUUCGGUCCCCAGCCUGCUUUUCACUAUAUUUUCCACCAGCUUAACCGUCACAAUGAACGCAACGACGCUCAUGGUCAUUAUGGGGAUGGCAUUUUCCUUGGCGAGCUGGUUUGUGCGCUACCGCUACCUCAACAUGUAUGCCCGUCUGCCCCCGGAGCCUCAACGGAAAGAGCCAGAACUGGACCUUUUUGUGGACCCCCACUCCGAGCGUGACAAGUCAGGACUCUCCAACUAUCUGGACGAGUUCCUCAGCGCCAUCAAGAUCUUCGGGUAUCUUGAGCGCCCGGUGUUUCAUGAGCUCACUAGGUCCAUGCAAACCCGGAAGCUCAUCGCGGGUGAGACCUUCAACCUUGAGGAAGAGAAGGGCUUCUGCAUGGUUGUCGAUGGCCUGGUCGAGAUUUUCGUCAAGUCGGGGGACAGGCGACCAGCCCCGGCUGCUGGAUCGCCCAUCUCCGAGUCCAGUGGUGAUGAACAAGAGGAGUAUCACUCGGGUCACCAGCGCUACCAGCUGUUGACUGAAGUUCACAACGGCGCCCCCAUGUCGUCCUUGUUCUCUAUCAUGUCCCUGUUCACCGAGGACGUCAAGCUACGUCACAACGAGGACGAGUCCGAGCCCCCUUCAGCUACGGAACUGUACCAGAACACAGGCCUGGGACUGUCCGACAACUUCCGUAACCAGCACGACCUACCUAUAUCUGUGCCUAACACGCCCCAGAUUCCCAGGUCAGGCGCAGAGGGAACACCACAGGAGUCACAGCCACUUAGCCAUUCAACAUCCAACAUCCCACCCAUCUCCCUGGAUCCGCCACUCAAGCAACGCCCCAAGCGCCCAGUGCCCAAGAGGAACGCCACAACCUCAGCGCAUCCUGACAUCAUUGCCCGAGCCACCAAGGACACAACAAUCGCCAUCAUUCCAGCCAGCGCCUUCAGGAGACUUAUUCGGAUAUACCCAAAAUACACGUCACACAUUGUGCAUGUCAUCCUCUCGCGGUUUCAGAGGGUCACUCUCGCCACGGCCUACAACUAUCUGGGCCUCACCCGCGAUGUUCUGCAGAUCGAAAAGAGUAUGAUAGAGUACACGACCUGCGAGCUGCCUAAUUUCUUGAGAGGUGAUGCCCUCGAUCGGCUCAAGGAGAAGUUCGUCAAGGAGCGGGAACGCAUGGGUGAUGGGGACUGCACCAAAGGAAUUGCUCUGCACAACUCCUCCAGUGGCCGGCGUCAUUCGGCAUCAGCUUCUCUCCGAAAGGAGGCCGCCCUCCAGGCCCUCUCCAACCGGCAGCGCCACAGCUCUGUCAUGGCAUCUCAGCCCAAUGCGUCGCUGCCAAGGGGCCCCAUGAGCACGUCGGGGUCAGGCACCGAUUUGCUGAACAACAUCAAGCUCUCCCGAAAUGGCGGACAUCCUUCUACGGCCAACAUGGACGCACCAAGCGCGUCGACACCCACUGUCCUGCUAGAGGCCGAGGCCGUGUCGCCGCUCUCCCAACGGGUCUCGAAUCCGUUUGUGGCACAGAGGCAUGCUCGUAUCUCGAUGAACAAACGCGAGACGGUUGAUGAGGAUGGGAUUUUCCGCGAGUCCAUACUAGAGUGUAUGUUUAAGGCCAUUGGCUUGACAACAAACACAAGCGGCACUUCGGAGUCCACUGAGGGCUCCCCCCUGCUGGGGUCCUAUGACCAGAUCCGACAGCGCGGUGUUUCGAGUCACAACGCAUUUGGGUUGAUCGAUCCUUAUGGGGGAUCUGCCGAUGGCGAUGCAGACUCUAUCACCUCUGGGGGCACAGGGCUGCCCAACCAGGCCGUGAACACACGGGCCUUGGCCCACGACAUGAGAGAUGAGGUCGAGAUUGUCUACUUCCCCAAGGGCUCUCUGUUGGUUGAGCAAGGGGAGAGAAAUCCCGGUCUCUACUAUGUCGUCGACGGCUUCCUUGACGUCUGCAUGACGUCUGACGAGUCUUCUGGAGACAUAUUGCAAGUGUCAAGGAACGCGUCUUCCUCAUCUCCUGCUCGGAGCAGUGCGGCCAGGCGCUCAUCAUCAGAUCGUCGGAAGGCAUCCACAAGUCAUCAUUCCAUGCCCGCCUCCGGGAUGAAGUUUGUUGAUGGGCGCAGAGGACGAAAGGGCAGCCGUCGGAGUGUGGCUCUUGUGAAGCCAGGAAACCUGGCGGGAUAUGUCGGCACCAUCUCGUCACAUCGAUCAUUUAUAGACGUCGUGGCAAAGACUGACGUUUACGUUGGUUUCUUGUCCCGGCAAUCUCUGGAGAGGAUUGUAGAUCGAUAUCCCAUCGUGCUGCUCACCAUCGCCAAGCGCCUGACCAACCUCCUUCCGCGCCUCAUUCUGCACAUCGACUUUGCCUUGGAGUGGCUGCAGGUCAAUGCUGGGGAAGUUCUAUUUCAUGGCGGCGAGGAGAGCGAAGCUAUCCAUAUCGUUCUCAACGGCCGCCUGCGGCUCGUCGGGGAUCGCAAAGACGGUGGGGUCGACGUCCGGGCCGAGUAUGGUCAGGGCGAGAGUAUCGGAGAGCUCGAGGUCCUGACCGAGUCUGCCAGGACCGGGACCCUCCACGCCAUCAGGAACACAGAGCUGGUCAAGUUCCCGAGGACUUUGUUCAACAGCCUGGCGCAGGAGCACCCCAACAUUACCAUCAAGAUCUCCAAGAUCAUAGCAUCCAGGAUGAGGAGCAUCGUCAACGAUCCAUCAAGUGUGGUUGGCAAGGAGAGCGCCAUGAAGGCUACUCUCAACAAAGGCUCGUCGACUCUCAACCUGCGCACCGUAGCGAUCCUCCCGGUCACGGCCGGCGUCCCUGUCGUGGAGUUUGGGAGCAGGUUGAUGGCCGCGCUCACACAAGUCGGAACACCCAACGGGGCGACGUCUCUCACGCAGUCUGCAAUCCUCAACCAUCUAGGCAGGCACGCCUUCAACAAGAUGGGCAACCUAAAGUUGUCGCAGUACCUCGCUGAUCUUGAAGAGAAGUAUGGCCUGGUCAUCUAUGUGGCUGACACCAACGUCAACUCUCCCUGGACCCAGACUUGCAUCACGCAAGCGGACUGCAUUCUACUCGUGGGCCUAGCCGAAGGAUCACCAGAGGUUGGCGAGUACGAGCGUUUCAUGUUGGGAAUGAAGUCUACGGCGAGGAAGACGCUGGUUCUGCUUCACGCAGAGCGCUACAGUUCGCCAGGUCUGACGCGGGCGUGGCUCAAGAACCGCAUGUGGAUCAACGGGGGCCACCACCACGUGCAAAUGGCCUUCCAGGGUCAGACAGUCCCUAUGCCCAAGCGCACAGGCCCAAGCCUGAAGGAGAGGGUUCAAAUAAUCCAGGCCGAGAUCCAGAAGUACACGUCCAGGAAGGUCCGACACACCCCUUUCUACUCCCCAGAUGCACCCUACAAGGGAGAUUUCCACCGCCUCGCCAGGCGGCUAUGCGGCAAGUCUGUCGGGCUUGUUCUGGGAGGCGGUGGUGCACGAGGAAUUGCCCAAGUCGGCAUCAUUCGAGCCAUGGAGGAGAGCGGCAUCCCGAUCGACAUUGUCGGGGGCACGUCGAUUGGGUCGUUUGUUGGCGCGUUGUACGCGAGGCAUGCGGACGUGGUGCCCAUCUUCGGUCUGAGCAAGAAAUUUUCUGGCCGCAUGGCGAGCAUGUGGCGGUUUGCUCUGGAUCUGACAUACCCCUCGGCUUCGUACACGACGGGACAUGAGUUCAACCGAGGCAUAUACAAAACGUUUGGGAAAACACAGAUCGAAGAUUUCUGGCUCGAGUUUUACUGCAACACCACAAACAUCAGCAAAAGCAGAGCCGAGAUCCAUACGAGCGGCUAUGCUUGGCGUUACGUCAGAGCCUCGAUGUCGCUUGCCGGCCUGCUCCCGCCUCUCUGCGACGAGGGCAGCAUGUUGCUGGACGGGGGGUACAUCGACAAUCUCACUGUAUCACACAUGAGGUCACUCGGAGUCGAAACCAUAUUCGCGGUCGACGUUGGUUCUUUGGACGAUGACGUGCCACAAGCCUAUGGUGACACGCUCUCGGGUCUCUGGGCCUUUGUCAAUCGUUGGAACCCAUUCUCAAACACGCCGAACCCGCCAACUCUGGCCGAGAUCCAGGCGCGUCUCGCGUACGUGUCGAGUGUGGAUGCGCUUGAGCGAGCCAAGACGACCCCAGGAUGCAUCUACAUGCGGCCUCCAAUCGAUGAGUACGGGACGCUGGAUUUCGGCAAAUUUGACGAGAUCGUGCACGUCGGGUAUCAAUAUGGUCGCGAGUUCCUUCAGAAGCUGCGAGAGGAGGGCGUGCUCCCGCUUAUAGAGGAGACAGAGGCCAAGAAGGCGCUCCGCAGAACGAUGGCUCCCCGGAGAGCCAGUAUCUAGCAACGCAGUAUAGUCGGACAGCACAGCACAGCAUCAGGGCUCGCUAGCAUGCUGGUAUUCAAACAGACAGCGAACUGUCAUGUCAAGGUUCACAGUACCUGACAUUCGCCCACCUAGCCAGAUUAAGCAAAGAUUGAACAGAGAGCGACUUUUUUUUUUCUUCCGAAUUUCCCUUGCAGAACAUACCUUGCGCGAUAUAUGCGGGCUGAA